Messenger RNA from Thlaspi arvense, 2831 nucleotides. The record is from the annotation of a GenBank genome assembly. Lineage: Eukaryota; Viridiplantae; Streptophyta; Magnoliopsida; Brassicales; Brassicaceae.
AUUAAAAAGACCGCAAACGAAUUAAUUUCUCGUUUGUUUUUACUAUAAAUUGAAAACAUCAACUAUGAUUUCAUGAAAUAAGUGAUGUUUUUUUCCCCAAUGCAUAUACACAUUUCUAUAAUUAUGGAAAACCUAAAGCAAGUUAAUAGGGUCUUACUCUCAUUGAUUGGGAAUUUCAAAAAAUUAAUAAAAACAGAGACAGUUUUUAUGGGGGAAAAUUGUUAAAAAAGAAUAAAAAAUAGGAAAAAAGAUUCGCAAAGAGAGAGAAGAAGAAAAAGGAAAGAGGGAGGAAGGAGAGAGAACCCACCACCCUUUGGCCCUGGAGAGACCAAAGAUGGUCGAAGAGAGAAAACUCUGAGAUCAUCAUCAUCAUCAUCCUGCAAAAAUAAGGUUUUUGAUUUCUCAAACCCUACCCAAUUCUUGGUUAAGAAGUUUCUUCUCUAAGGUAUUAAAAAGAUCAACGAGAAGAAGAGACGUAACGAGUUGUUGACUCUUAGGAAAUGAAUUUCCUAUUAUGAUUAGGGUUUUGUGCAAUUAAUUUUGCAAACAAUGAGAGACCCUGAUCAUUCAAUCAUCAACCUCGUCCUUCUCUUCUUGCCGAGGAUUCUGUAAAGUUUGGAAUUUUUUUAUUUGUUCAUUAGGAAAAGAAAAUAAAAAAUUGGCGAUUUUUUUAUAGCAUUGGUGUAUACCUAAAAUGGGUUGUCGAUGGAAUCCAAUUGGAUUUCAAUUCUCUUGCUUCAUGUUCUUGAUCAUCACCCUUCAAUCUCGCUCCUCAUUAUCCCUCGAUUCAGAAGGAUUUGUAUUGUUGAAAUUCCGGGCAAGAGUUGAUUCUGAUCCUCAUGGAACUCUUGUAAAUUGGAAUGUUUCUGAUGAUCAUUUGUGUUCUUGGUUUGGUGUAACGUGUGUCGACAAUAAAGUCCAGAUGCUGAAUCUUACUGGCUGUUCUUUGGGAGGAACUUUAGCUCCCGAGCUUAGUCAAUUGAGUGAAUUAAGAUCUCUAAUACUAUCCAAGAACAAUCUCUAUGGUGAUAUUCCAAAGGAAUUUGGGACUUUUCCGAAAUUAGAGUUGUUGGAUUUACAAGAUAAUAAGUUAAGCGGAAUAGUUCCUCCUGAGCUAAACAAAGUGUUGUCACCAGAGAACUUGUUGCUUUCUGGUAACAAAUUUGCGGGUUUUAUGAAAAUAAAGUUCCUGAGACUUCAAUCGCUGUAUAAAGUCCAGUUGAACAAGCAUCGAGAGCUCUCUUCUGCUCCCAAUGCUGUCUUUGGCUGUAUAAACAGAAAACUUGGAUACUGUACUGCUUCAAGGAGAAGCUUGAUAAGGCUAAAGAAAGCACAAGCUUUCGUAUUGCGGAUUAAAGCAACUACAAGACAUUACAUGGUGCAAAGAGAAUCUCACGGGAAGAAUUACGUUGCGAACCAUACAAGUUCUUUCAAGAACGAAACUAGUACUAUCUUCAAAAGGCGUGAGUUACUCGAAGGAACAAGUAACUUAGCGGCGAUGCCUGCGCCUGAUGCUCCUUCUCCUUCUCCUGAGAGUAUAACCAAAGUGUUUCCUCGAAGCAGCGGGUCUUUUCCCGCGUUAGCUAAUGCAAAGAAGAGAAAACCUCCAUUGAUGAUCUCUCCUUCUCCUCCUCCAACAGCUGAGAACAACAACAACACAAACUCUGAUCCCCCAAGGAAAUUUGAAGAAAAAUCAAAAGGGUUUAAGGAUGUUUGGUUGUAUGUUGUUAUCGGUGUUGCUGCUUUUGUAGCGAUGCUGAUUAUAAUAGCGGUUAUAUUCUUCUUCCGGAAAAGAGCUGUGAAGAGUAUAGGUCCAUGGAAAACUGGUUUGAGUGGACAGUUGCAAAAAGCUUUUGUUACUGGUGUACCGAAGCUAAACCGGUCUGAAUUAGAAACAGCUUGUGAAGAUUUCAGUAAUAUCAUUGAAGCAUUUGAUGGUUACACUGUCUAUAAAGGAACUUUGUCAAGUGGUGUUGAGAUUGCGGUUGCUUCAACGGCGAUUUUGGAAACUAAAGAAUGGUCAAGAGCUAUGGAAAUGACUUACCGCAGAAAGAUUGAUACAAUGUCAAGAGUCAACCAUAAGAACUUUGUGAAUCUAAUUGGAUACUGCGAAGAAGAUGAACCAUUUAAUAGGAUGAUGGUUUUCGAAUAUGCUCCAAACGGAACUCUUUUCGAACAUUUGCACGAUACUCUUUCCAUGGCAUCAAAGUAUCUGGAGAGUGAUAAUUUGGGAGAUAUGAUUGAUCCGACAUUAAAAACGUUUAAAGAAGAGGACCUUGAAGUGGUCUGUGACGUGGCAAGACAUUGUCUUAGAAUUGACCAAAGUCAACGACCAACAAUGAAAGAUGUGGUUGAACAAUUGAAAGAAGUAAUCAACAUUUCUCCAGAACAAGCUACACCGAGACUCUCUCCUCUUUGGUGGGCAGAGCUUGAGAUCUUAUCCUCUGAAGCUACUUAACCAGAAGAACGAUUCUCUCUCCUCUCUCUCUCUCACUCCGAGUUGUGACACGUGUCGGAAGUUCACGCCCUCAUUCUCUCUCUUUCUCUUCACGGUAAAUGGCGUCGUUUAAAUGUUAAAAAAGUUGUUCUUUUCUUUAAUUCUUCAUAUUAAAUUUGUUUCUCUGGUUGGUUUUGAUAGUGUAUUUGGAUCCAGAUAAUAUAACGAUGAUGUGCUUGUACAAUUGUAUACUGUAUCAUACAUACAUAUGACGUAUAUUUGAACGUAUUUUGUUGUGAAAAGUUGUUUGUAACUAUUAACUUCGGCUUUUUAAACCAUUAUGUGAUACUUUCUCAUUUGUACGUAAAGUUUAUUAUUUUAAUUUUUUUUGAAA